Messenger RNA from Galeopterus variegatus (Sunda flying lemur), 1520 nucleotides. It is a transcript of the gene TMEM59L, whose product is annotated as transmembrane protein 59-like. The transcript has 8 exons. Bases 1 to 1020 code for a protein of 339 amino acids. The record is from RefSeq and is a predicted model, not a curated record. NCBI's taxonomy places the organism in Eukaryota, Metazoa, Chordata, Mammalia, Dermoptera, Cynocephalidae.
AUGCCGCUGCUGCCGCUGCUGCUGCUGCUGACAUCGCAGCCUGCUGCCUCCGCGCCGCCCGCCCGCGACCCGUUCGCCCCGCAGCUUGGGGACACGCAGAACUGCCAGCUGCGAUGCCGCGAGCGCGACCCCGGCCCGCGGCCCUCGCAGCCUGGGCUUGAGGGCUCCUCCGAGUCCCCAUAUGACAGAGCCGUUCUGAUCAGCGCUUGCGAGCGUGGCUGCCGCCUCUUCUCCAUCUGCCGAUUUGUGGCCAGGAGCUCCAAGCCCAAUGCCACCCAGACUGAGUGUGAAGCAGCCUGUGUGGAAGCCUACAUGAAGGAGAUGGAACAGCAGGCCUGCAGUGAGGGCUGCUGGAGCCAGACCCUGGAGCCGGAGCCCGAGUCCCAGCUGGAGCAGAAGAGAAAGGUCCUGGAAGCUCCAAGCGGGGCCCUCUCCCUCCUGGACUUGUUUUCCACCCUCUGCAAUGACCUUGUCAACUCAGCCCAGGGCUUCAUCUCCUCCACCUGGACAUACUACCUGCAGACUGACAAUGGAAAGGUGGUGGUGUUCCAGACCCAGCCCGUAGUAGAGAGCCUUGGGUUCCAGGGAGGCCAUCUGCAGCGAGUGGAGGUGACCUGGCGGGGAUCCCAUCCUGAGGCCUUGGAGGUGCAUGUGGACCCUGUAGGCCCCUUGGACAAGGUGAGGAAGGCCCGGAUCCGAGUCAAGACCAGCAGCAAGGCCAAGUUGGAGUCUGAAGAGCCGCAGGACAAUGACUUCCUCAGUUGCAUGUCCCGGCGCUCGGGACUGCCUCGCUGGAUCCUGGCCUGCUGCCUCUUCCUGUCUGUGCUGGUGAUGCUGUGGCUGAGCUGCUCCACCCUGGUGACCGCGCCAGGCCAGCAUCUCAAGCUCCAGCCUCUGACCCUGGAGCAGCACAAGGGCUUCAUGAUAGAGCCAGACUGGUCCCUGUAUCCUCCCCCAUCACACACCUAUGAGGACAGCCUCCCACCCUACAAGCUGAAGCUGGACCUGACCAAGCUGUAAGCCUCCAUCAGCCUGGGCACGGCCAAGCGCAGCAGCCCCUCGGGCCUCACUUGCCCUGUGCCCAGGAGUCCGAGGCCAGGGUGGGACCCUCCUUGGACUCUUCCAUCCCCAGAUUCUUCUUCUCCCCCCAGUCCCACCCCUUGCUGCCCUGAGUCCUGGGGGCAUGAUGCUUCUGCUGGGGUGGGGGUGGGGCGGUAAUUUGGCCUUGGUUUCUUCCCGUCCUGGCUUUCCCCGGGGUGUGCUACUUUCUGUCUUCUGUCAUGUGGCUUUCUGAGUAUUUGAGCCCCAGUCUUGUGUCUCCUGCCUUCUUCCUUCUCUGCCCCGUCUCUGGGGGAGGCUGCAGGGCAGUGCCUCCUGCCAGGGCUGCCCCUCCUUCCCCUGCACACCACCAGAGACCCAGCCCCCAAGAGAGGGGCGGAGCGGUGGGCAGCUUCAUGCUGGAAGGGGGCUGGGGUUGUGGCAUGGGAAUGGGGAGGAAUAAACUAUGUAUAUAAAAGACA